Molecule: messenger RNA, 688 nt
Organism: Ornithorhynchus anatinus (platypus)
Lineage: Eukaryota; Metazoa; Chordata; Mammalia; Monotremata; Ornithorhynchidae
Gene: NDUFAB1
Product: NADH:ubiquinone oxidoreductase subunit AB1
Exons: 5
Coding region: 16-504 (162 amino acids)
Biological process (GO): fatty acid biosynthetic process
Cellular component (GO): mitochondrion
Molecular function (GO): acyl binding; acyl carrier activity
Source: RefSeq, a predicted model, not a curated record
UGGGUGUGGUCGGCGAUGGCGGCCCGUGUCCUCUGGGCCCGCGGCCUCUGGGCCUGCGCCCGCCGCCUCCCCGCCGCCCGCCAGGACCCCACCCCGACCCCGGCCCCGACCCCGGCCCCGACCCGGACCCUCAGCGGGGGCCCCGCCAUCGCCGUCACCCCCCGGCUCGGGAUGGCCCACGCCAACGCCGGAUACGCGCAGAUUUCCAGUACAUUCGUACAGUGGUCUCGCCAGUAUAGCGACUUACCACCUCUGACGUUGGAGUCCAUUAAGGAGCGCGUACUCUAUGUCUUGAAACUCUACGACAAGAUCGACCCAGAGAAGCUCUCGGUAUCUUCCCACUUCAUGAAAGACCUGGGCUUGGACAGUUUGGACCAAGUGGAAAUUAUAAUGGCCAUGGAAGAUGAAUUUGGGUUUGAAAUUCCUGACAUCGAUGCAGAAAAGCUAAUGUGUCCACAAGAGAUUGUAGAUUACAUUGCAGAUAAGAAGGAUGUGUACGAAUAAAUUUUUUUUCUUUGCAUUCAGGAAAUCCCUUUUCACUUAGAGGACUCGGAUGAUACCAGCGAAUGUCUGAAUGUGACAUCGCAUUGCAGUGCUGCUGCUUCUGUCAAGAGUAUUUCUGUUGGAAGUCAUAUUUAAAUUGUCUGAAUAUAUGUUGGCCUUUAAAAACGAUCAGAUAAUACCAGAA